Carlito syrichta (Philippine tarsier) is the source of this 1616-nucleotide messenger RNA. RefSeq names its product coiled-coil domain containing 9 (gene CCDC9). NCBI's taxonomy places the organism in Eukaryota, Metazoa, Chordata, Mammalia, Primates, Tarsiidae. The transcript has 11 exons. The record is from RefSeq and is a predicted model, not a curated record. The annotation marks the transcript as partial.
CAGGAAGCCCCAGUGCUGCCUCGGGAUUCUGAAGGCGAGGUUUGCUGGGACCCCGACCCCACCCGGCCGGCGCGAUGGCAGCCACCCUGGAUUUGAAAUCGAAGGAGGAGAAGGAUGCCGAGUUGGACAAGAGGAUCGAGGCGCUUCGGCGGAAGAAUGAGGCCCUCAUCCGGCGCUACCAGGAGAUCGAGGAGGAUCGUAAAAAAGCUGAACUUGAGGGAGUAGCUGUGACGGCUCCCCGGAAGGGCCGCUCGGUGGAGAAGGAGAAUGUGGCAGUCGAGGUGGAGAAGAGUCUGGGUCCUUCCCGGAGGUCUCCUGGGACCCCUCGGCCCCCAGGGCCCAGCAAGGGAGGGCGACAGCAGGGAGGCCGGGCAGGCAUGGGCCGGACAGUGCGUGGCUGGGAGGACGGCUCCGGGGAGCAGCCUCGAGGAGGAGCUGGGGGCCGUGGCCGGAGGGGCCGUGGCCGGGGGUCCCCUCAUCUCUCGGGAGCCAGUGACACCUCAGCCUCUGACCGCAAAUCCAAGGAGUGGGAAGAGCGGCGCAGGCAGAACAUCGAGAAGAUGAACGAGGAGAUGGAGAAAAUUGCGGAGUACGAGCGCAACCAGCGGGAAGGCGUGCUCGAGCCCAACCCGGUGCGGAACUUCCUGGACGACCCCCGGCGCCGCAGCGGGCCCCCGGAGGAGCCCGAGCGGGACCGCAGGGUUCCGGGGUGGGCUGUGGUGCAGAACGGUGCCCUGACUGCUGGUGGGCUGGGGCAGGGCCGCCGGGCCGGCAGCGCUGGUGACAUGACGCUGUCCAUGACGGGCCGGGAGCGCUCGGAGUACCUGCGCUGGAAGCAGGAGAGGGAGAAGAUCGAUCAGGAGCGACUGCAGAGACACCGGAAGCCCACCGGGCAGUGGCGGCGCGAGUGGGAUGCCGAGAAGACCGAUGGGAUGUUCAAGGAUAGCCCGGCCCCUGCCCAUGAACCAUCCCACCGCUAUGAUGAGCAGGCCUGGGCCCGGCCCCCCAAGCCUCCUACUUUUGGGGAGUUCCUGUCCCAGCACAAAGCGGAGGUCAGCAGCCGCAGGAGGAGAAAGAGCAGCCGGCCCCAGGCCAGGGCAGCCCCCCGUGCCUACAGUGACCAUGAUGACCGCUGGGAGACAAAAGAGGAGGCAGCAUCCCCAGCCCCGGAGAUGCCACCGCCCGCGUCCCCCAAGGAGACGCCUGCACAGUCCCCUGAGACCCCCGCCCCCGUCCUCCGGCCUCCUGAGGACGAGGGAGAAGAGAACGAGGGAGAAGAGGACGAAGAGUGGGAGGACGUGAGUGAGGAUGUGAGUGAGGAGGAGGAGGAUGUCGAGGAGGAGGAAGAGGGCGACGAGGAGUGUGACGAGGAGGAAGAGCUGGUGCCAGGCCACCAAGCCCAAGAGGCCAGUCCUGCUGGGGACCCCAGCAGUGAGCAGGCCAACAGAGCACCCUCCAGGCCUGAGCAGCCCCUGCCGCGGCCCCAGGCGCCUGCCACGCCGUCCAGUCCCUUCUCGACACCUGGUGGCCACGAGCCUGUGUCUGACUGGGGUGAAGAGAUGGAGCUGAAUUCUCCGCGGACCGCCCACCCGGCCGGCACCUUCUCUCCGGGUGAG